Manihot esculenta (cassava) is the source of this 3052-nucleotide messenger RNA. RefSeq names its product molybdenum cofactor sulfurase. Gene Ontology annotation, molecular function: pyridoxal phosphate binding; molybdenum cofactor sulfurtransferase activity; molybdenum ion binding. Gene Ontology annotation, biological process: Mo-molybdopterin cofactor biosynthetic process. The transcript is spliced from 22 exons. The record is from RefSeq and is a predicted model, not a curated record. Lineage: Eukaryota; Viridiplantae; Streptophyta; Magnoliopsida; Malpighiales; Euphorbiaceae. The coding region runs from base 293 to 2746 and encodes 817 amino acids.
UUGAUCACCGCCUCGGUAAACAGAGGAUAUAGAAAAAUUUUAUCUGUUGAGAAUUGAGAUCGAAAUAGUACAAGAAGGAAUUUUGCCGGGAAAAUUUUGGGGUGAAAGGCUAAAUAAAUUAGAUGCCGGUUUGAAAAACCAGUCUCGAAUUGGAAUCUUGAUCAACUUGAGAAUCGUAAGCAAGGGGAUUAUUGGUCGUCGCUUUAGAUUCAACUCACCAACUCCGUUUACAGACUUGCGAUCGUCCAAUCCUCUUUGCCUUUAAGCGUACACAUAUCGGAGAAGAAGAAUCAUGGGCGUUGACAAGGAAGAGUUCCUCAAGGAGUUUGGUCACGAUUAUGGCUACCCAAAUGGUCCCAAGAGUAUCGAUGAAAUUCGAGCCACUGAAUUCAAGCGAUUAGACCAAAGUGGUCUAGUAUACUUGGACCAUGCUGGUGCAACUUUAUACUCGGAAUUGCAGUUGGAGGCAAUUUUUAAAGAUCUCAAUUCUAGGGUUUACGGAAAUCCACAUAGCCAAAGUGAAGCUAGUUCAGCAACUCUUGAAAUAGUAAGGGAAGCACGCCAACAGGUACUCGAUUACUGCAAUGCGUCUCCAAAGGACUACAAAUGCAUAUUUACAUCUGGUGCAACAGCAGCACUGAAGCUGAUUGGGGAGGCCUUUCCUUGGAACUGGGGGAGCAAUUUUAUGUACACCAUGGAGAAUCAUAAUAGUGUGCUUGGGAUAAGAGAAUAUGCUCUCAGUCAAGGAGCUGCAGCCUUUGCAGUAGAUGUUGAAAGUCCAGUGAAUCAUGGUGGAGUAAAGGUGUCACUACACCCAGUUCAACGGAGAAAUGAAGCUGAAUUUCUGGAAGGAGAGCCCAUGGGUAAUUCUUACAACUUGUUUGCUUUUCCUUCUGAGUGCAAUUUCUCAGGCUUUAGGUUCAGCCUAGAAUUGGUGAAGCUUAUAAAGGAUAAUUCAGAAAGAAUCAUGGAAGGUUCACAAUUUCACAAGGGACGCUGGUUGGUCUUGAUUGACGCAGCAAAAGGAUGUGCAACACAACCACCAGAUUUGUCAAAGUAUCCUGCAGAUUUUGUUGUAAUCUCAUUCUACAAGUUAUUUGGCUAUCCAACUGGACUUGGUGCUCUCCUUGUUCGAAAUGAUGCUGCUAAGAUACUAAAGCAGAAUUACUUUAGUGGAGGCACUGUUGCUGCUUCAUUUGCUGACAUGGACUUUGUUAAAAGAAGAGAAAGUGUUGAGGAGCUUUUUGAGGAUGGCACCAUUUCAUUUCUGAGCAUUGCAUCCAUAUGUCACGGAUUUAAAAUACUCAAUUCUUUGACUGCACCUGGUAUUUGCCGGCAUACAGCAUCGCUUACAAUGCAUGUGGAGAAGAUGCUUUUGGAUUUAAGGCAUGAAAAUGGGGCUAAAGUUUGUACAAUUUACAAAAGCCGUGCUUCAAAGGUACUUUGUCACGAAUCAGGUUCUAUACUGUCAUUCAACUUGAAAAGGCCGGAUGGCUCUUGGUUUGGAUAUCGUGAGGUGGAAAAAUUAGCUUCCCUAACUGGGAUUCAGUUACGGACAGGAUGCUUUUGUAAUCCUGGAGCAUGUGCAAAAUAUCUUGGGUUGUCUCAUUCAGAUCUUCUUUCAAACUUAGAGGCUGGGCAUGUUUGCUGGGAUGAUAAUGACAUAAUAAAGGGAAAACCAACUGGAGCUGUUAGGGUAUCAUUUGGUUACAUGUCAACGUAUGAAGAUGCCAAGAAAUUUAUUGAUUUUAUAACAAGAUCAUUUGUAUCAACACCAUAUAAAUCUGGAAAUGGGAAUCUCUUGAGACCGAGGUCCAUCCCCUUCUCAAGUGAAGGACGGGGAAAAGGAUACUCAUCAGUCAGUUAUCUAAAGUCCAUUACUAUUUACCCAAUAAAAUCAUGUGGAGGAUUUAGUGUAGAAAGUUGGCCUCUGACCAGUACUGGUUUGCGACAUGAUCGGGAAUGGCUUAUUAAAAGUCUAACAGGGGAAAUCCUUACUCAGAAAAAAGUUCCUGAAAUGUGCUUUAUCAGCACUUCUAUUGACCUAAAUCGAGGGCUAAUGUUUGUUGAGUCCCCUCGAUGUAGAGUGAAGUUGCAGAUCAAUCUAAGGAUAGAUUCAUACACUGAUACAAAAGAGGAAAUUGAGUUGCAUGCGAAGAGCAGAUUUGAAGUACAGCACUGUGCAAAUGAUGUCAACCUAUGGUUUAGCAAUGCUGUUGGUCGUCCCUGCACUCUAUUACGAUAUUCCAGUUCUAAGGACACGUGUAAGAACAGAGCUAUGAACAUGUGCAGAGAUGUUCAGAGCAGAUUGAGUUUUGCCAAUGAAGCUCAGUUUUUACUCAUAUCUGAGGAGAGUGUAUCUGACCUCAAUAACCGAUUAAGCCUGAAUGUGCGAAAAGGAACUCAUGAGACGCCCCUCCAAGUCAAUCCAAUGAGAUUUCGACCCAACCUUGUCAUAUCUGGAGGUGAACCUUAUGCUGAAGAUGGGUGGAGAAGUCUCAAAAUUGGGAGCAAGUCUUUUACAUCAUUGGGUGGAUGCAACCGUUGCCAGAUGAUCAAUAUUGUGCAUGGAAGUGGACAAGUGCAGAGGUCAAAUGAACCUUUGGCAACUUUAGCUACGUACAGGAGAGUGAAGGGGAAGAUUCUGUUUGGAAUAUUGUUAAGAUGUGAGAACACUGAUAAGCCUGGGCUGCAGACAGAUUCUUGGCUUCAAGUAGGACAAGAAGUAAAUCCAUAUUCAGAAUAGGGAUAUAUGCAAGACUAAGAAUACCAUAUUAUAAAGUCCGACUCAAGAAGAAAAAGAAAGAAUUGAGUUUAGAAGCUCUCAAAAGGGGCAGGAAUGUACAAAUAUACAAGGUGAGAUGUCAGUUGGAACCACACUUUGCUAAAUGCAUGUAAUGUUUUUCUAGCAACGGUGUCAUUAGCUUUUGAUAUUCACUGCUAUAAGCCGUUGAGGUAUAUUUCUGCCAAGGUCUGUUGGAUGUAAUUAAAUUUCAUACAUAAUGUUGAUCAAUAACUAUAACUAUGAGCUGUGGGUCCGUUUUCUUUGAAA